UUGCGUCGAACGUAGGCCAAGCGCAAAUGUGAAUACUCUUGGGCCUAAGUAUCAGAGGGCUCGCGGCGCGUUCCGCCGACUCGACAGCGCAUCGUGGCCAGACGAAUCGUUGGGCGUGCCUCGCCCCAGGAGUCGCAAGCUCCCGGUCCGAUCGCGCUGAGCGGAGGGAUGGCUCGCGGACGGAGUUGCGACCGAGUCGUCACCUCCGCGCGGCUCGCUUCGCUCCGCUUUACCCCGCCGAGGCGCGUGAGCUCAGCCCGGCGGCGACGGCGGCGGCGCUGUAUAGUGGCGCUGCUGGUGGCACUGCGCGCGCUCGGAAUAUAAUAACCGCGCUAAUAGCAUGCAACUGGGCCAGUCUGCUUGCCAGCUCUCCGCCGCUCGCGUAUACCACGCAUGCUCCAUUCCAACUGUCGACUGUUUACACCUUGCGCGCUCGCAGUCGAAGCGGCCGAUCGCGCCGCGCGCGCUCAGUGCUACCGACGCUUCCGCGGCGAUCCCGAGACUGCGAGCCGGCCGGCGAUCAUCGCUCGCCACUUCUUCCGCUUUCAGUUGGGGGAUCACCACCUCGCUGCUACCAAAAUGGCGCCCAAGCGGAGAUCACCGAUUGCACUUCUCGUGCGGAUCGCCGUCGCACUCUUGGCGCUCGACAGCGCCGACGGCUGUUCGUGUUAUUACACCCACCCACAAGUGCACUACUGUUCGUCUGACUUUGUUAUCGCCGCUAAGGUGAAAGAAAAAAUGACACAGGGGCUCGAAACCACUUACAAAGUUAAAAUUAACAGAAAGUUCAAAUUGUCCAACGACAGUUACAACGAGCACCUAUACGGCGGCCUGCUCUACACGUCGAGCAUCGAGUCGAUGUGCGGGGUGCACCUGAGCCUGGGCGAGAGCUACGUGGUGAGCGGCCGCGUGGUCGAGGGCAAGCCGCGAGUGAGCCUGUGCGACCUCGUGACCAAGUGGGCCGAGGUGACGAAGCGCCAGCGCAAAGGACUCAAAGGGCUCUACGCCAAGGGCUGCAUGUGCGACGUCAGCUACACGAGCUUCAGUCGCAAGGGAGAGGCCUUGCACCGGGCGAACGGCAAGCUGUGCGCCUGGGAGGACAACCCCGGACCCAUGGACUGCCAAGAGAAGCACGGCAUCUGCGUGUCGAAUCAGGGUAGCUGCUUCUGGAUGCCCUCGAGACCUUACGACCAGUGUAUCAGGGAGCACCAUCAGGCUCGGCUCUUACAACAGAGACCCCACCGCGAUCAGCCGUAAAUCUGCAUCUCUCGCGUAUUCUGUACAUAUGUGCGUGUCCGCGUGUCCGCGUGUCCGUGUGCCGGUGUGCGUCCGCUUCGAGCAUGUUUCCUGUUUCUCCGCGAGUCUCCAGUGUGAAUGCGAUUAUUUAUCAACUAUUCUUUACCGAUGAAACAGUACCGCGAGCUUCGCUGCUUUGUCCUCUUAUUUAUCUCUGUUCUGCUCGCCGUCAUCUCGCAAAACCGUUCUAUCGCCACCGAAUCGUCUCCCUUUGUAAUUACGUUCUAUCGUACCAGUUGCUUCGACUUUGUCAAACAAUCGUUCACCCGCUCAAUAUUUGCCCGCGCACACGUCAAGUACCGAUUCGCUCCGCCGAUUUAAAUAUCCCAUUGCUUCAUUAUUAUCUUAUUCACGCCACAGUUAAGUAAUUUUCUUUUUCUUUGGCUGAGACUGUAGAUUCUAUUUUUCGCGCUGUAUUGUGUACCUAUUUAUUUUCAUUGAUCGUCUAUCCAGUAAACUUCCAUUGAGCAUAGA
Phymastichus coffea is the source of this 1770-nucleotide messenger RNA. It is a transcript of the gene Timp, whose product is annotated as tissue inhibitor of metalloproteinase. Gene Ontology annotation, biological process: negative regulation of membrane protein ectodomain proteolysis; negative regulation of endopeptidase activity. Gene Ontology annotation, cellular component: extracellular matrix. The coding region runs from base 394 to 1257 and encodes 287 amino acids. The transcript has 5 exons. The record is from RefSeq and is a predicted model, not a curated record. NCBI's taxonomy places the organism in Eukaryota, Metazoa, Arthropoda, Insecta, Hymenoptera, Eulophidae. Gene Ontology annotation, molecular function: protease binding; metalloendopeptidase inhibitor activity.